Molecule: messenger RNA, 1158 nt
Organism: Dendroctonus ponderosae (mountain pine beetle)
Lineage: Eukaryota; Metazoa; Arthropoda; Insecta; Coleoptera; Curculionidae
Product: RING finger protein nhl-1-like
Exons: 4
Biological process (GO): negative regulation of translation; protein polyubiquitination; proteasome-mediated ubiquitin-dependent protein catabolic process
Molecular function (GO): protein binding; ubiquitin protein ligase activity; translation repressor activity
Source: RefSeq, a predicted model, not a curated record
UGUGUGGGUCGUGGCUUCAGGGUCCCCCUAAGAAACCCGCAAAUCUCCCCAAUUCCCCCAGUCCUCCAACCCUGUUCACCUUCCAACCAAUCCUCCAGCCGAUCCCAACCCCGAGCAACGUUUCGCCCCCACCCACGCCCGCCACCUUCGCGCCUGACUAAUCACCAGUGCCCUGCAGGUAUCGCGGCAGCAGCAGCAGGUACCUCCCCUAGGAGCCAGUACCUGCAGAAAUGCCAGCAACUGUUCCAGAUCGGUAGUAGGGGGAGCGAAGCCGGAAGUUUCACCUGGCCGAGGGGCGUGGCCGUCGGCCCUGACAACUCCAUAGUGGUGGCCGACUCGUCCAAUCACCGCGUCCAGGUGUUCGACUCCAGGGGGCGUUUCCUCAAGGAGUUCGGCCAAUACGGGAGCGGCGAGGGCGAGUUCGACUGCCUGGCGGGCGUGGCCGUCAACCGCAUCGGCCAGUACAUCAUCGCCGACCGCUACAACCACAGAAUUCAGGUGUUUGACCCGUCGGGGCGCUUCCUGCGCUCCUUCGGCAGCCAGGGAACGUCGGAUGGGCGCUUCAACUACCCGUGGGGGAUCGCCACCGACGCCCUCGGGUUCAUCUACGUGUGCGACAAGGAGAACCACAGAAUCCAGGUUUUCCAGUCGGAUGGCACCUUUGUGGGCAAGUUCGGCACGAUGGGGAGCCGGGAGGGGCAGCUGGAACACCCCCACUACAUCGCCGUCUCCAACACGAACCGCGUGAUCGUCUCCGACUCGAACAACCACCGCCUGCAGGUGUUCGACGUGAACGGAAAGGUGCUGAGCAGCUUCGGCAGCGAGGGCUCGGAGGAGGGGGAGUUCAAGUUCCCGAGGGGCGUGGCCGUGGACGACCAGGGCUACAUCUGUGUGGCCGAUUCGGGAAACAACCGCAUCCAGAUCUUCCAUCCGGAUGGGACGUUCCUGCGCUCGCUGGGCUGCUGGGGCGCGCAGAAGGGCGAGUUCAAGGGGCUGGAGGGCGUGGCCAUGACCCCCGACGGGCACAUUUUGGUCUGCGACCGGGAGAAUCAUCGCAUCCAGGUGUUUUGAGUUCAUUUGCGCUGUCAUUUUUCUGUAACAUUGUGUGCGUAUGCGUUCGUUGAUUGUUAAUAAUGGUAAUAAACUGAUUUUUGAUGA